Molecule: messenger RNA, 810 nt
Organism: Fibroporia radiculosa
Lineage: Eukaryota; Fungi; Basidiomycota; Agaricomycetes; Polyporales; Fibroporiaceae
Exons: 10
Coding region: 1-810 (269 amino acids)
Source: RefSeq, a predicted model, not a curated record
AUGUGGUUCUUGCCCACCAUCUAUAUCAUAGCUACCACGGGACAGUGGUUUACCAACCUCUACUCCAAACAACCCGUUCAAAAUGAGGUGAGAUUUCGCGUAUAUUGGCUCCAGCAGUUGAUUUAUGGUCCUCAACUGCAGCUUGGGAACAACCAUACUCAUCCCAUAACAACGUGGCUCUUUUACGUUAUUGCGAUAUGUUUCGAUUUUACAACCCUCUGCGUAUCAACAUAUUACCUGCUGCGGUAUUAUUCACCCUCUCUUCCUUCUAGUAGAGUGACACGUUUUGUUAAAGUGAUGAUCUACGACGGUAUCGGAUAUUUUGUAAUACUAACAGGGACGAACGUCCUGAACCUUGUCAUCUUUAAUGCUGCGAACGGUCUGACGCGGCCAUCCGGCGCGAGCCUGGGGAUAGCACUCACUUGGAUUAUGAGCCAGAGGAUCCUCAUUCAUCUACGCGAUGCCGCCGCUGACCACCGUCGUUCGACGCGCAUCAUUACAGAACCGCUUCGCACCGCGCAGUCUGUGUCUUACGCGAUGCGCUCUCAGUUCGACACCAAAGGCAGGAUUAACGAGGAAUUUGGCGUAAUUGCCGACCGCCCUCUGCCUCGCUCACAUUCGCUUACGGAUCUCAUUGAUCUGAACAAUGAGGAAUUCCCGCUGCAAGUUCGGGUCGAGCGGAGCGUUGUGAUGGAUUAUGAUAGUAUGCACCAACGCGAGUCAGACGACGCGCCCCGAGCGAAGUGGACUCAGGGGACACCACCGUCAAAGAAUAACAAGGAAGACCUCGAGAUAGGACCACCACCGUGA